GAUUUGCUCAGGAAUGUUUGUGAAUGAACGUCACGAUCAUCUGAAUCUGCUAAUCGUUUCCCUACAACUAUCGACAAGGCGGCUAUCACCCAUCGCGGGCUACUUCGGCUGGAUCUCUUCCGUUUCAUACUAACCUCAGCCAUCCGACAGACUCUUUAUCAACAGUAACCAUUGAGUUCCGGCUUUCUCAGCCGCUACACAACGCCAUGGAUACAGAUUCGCACACAUCUGAAAGGUACGAGUAUCCCUCAGUACCCUAGUGUAUUCUCCUGAUGAUAAAGCAAGAGGUAUUGACGCUUCUCACAGCCAGAGUCCAUCCAUGGACCAUUCCGACUACCUACAAAACGAAGGACCGCGCAGCUUCCGGAGGCGCUUCACCGACAUCAAACCUCCAAGCGCCCUCCGAAUCGGCCCCAUCAAACCGCUGUCACUCCAGCCCAAACGCUCAACCAGCUAUCCACUCAGCAAUCCCAGCUACAACAAGCCUUCUCAAGACAGCAGCAGCAACGACACAAUCCAACCCCUCAACAGCCCGACCACCCUCCUCCCUCCAACCAGCACCACCACCACCGGCACCAACUCAACCACCUCCGACGACCCUCCCAACCCCAACCCCAGCACCAACAUCCUCACCCGCGCCGACAUAAUCCAACACAUCCAGCUCAAGAAAUUUCUCGAGGCCUUCAUCCGCCGACGUAAGAACCUGAAAACCGAACUAGAAGACCGGCUCCGCUUGCUCAAGCAAGAAGCCAAGAACAACCGACGGAGAAGACAGAACGUGUUUUUCUACCCGUCUGCAGCGUCCGCAGCGGCGAAUAACGCAGCGAAUAAUGGCAAUAACAGCAACAUGAACGGAAACGGAAUGCUGGACCUGCAGAAGGAGCAAAGGAUCGAUGGGUUGGUGGAGGAGAGGAUUAGACUGGCGCAUGAGACGUAUGAGCAGCAGUUGAGUUUGUUGGUUAAUGAGUUUGUGGUGGUGGGGUUGAGGGAGGAGGUUUUGAGGGUAAUUUGAGGCAAAAAGGGUCGUGAGGGGUGGUGGACUAAUGGUGG
Molecule: messenger RNA, 1050 nt
Organism: Neurospora tetraspora
Lineage: Eukaryota; Fungi; Ascomycota; Sordariomycetes; Sordariales; Sordariaceae
Exons: 2
Coding region: 320-1012 (230 amino acids)
Source: RefSeq, a predicted model, not a curated record